This is a messenger RNA of Apiotrichum porosum, 495 nucleotides long. RefSeq lists its product as uncharacterized. NCBI's taxonomy places the organism in Eukaryota, Fungi, Basidiomycota, Tremellomycetes, Trichosporonales, Trichosporonaceae. The record is from RefSeq and is a predicted model, not a curated record. The transcript is spliced from 3 exons. Bases 1 to 495 code for a protein of 164 amino acids.
AUGCCCACCAUUGGCGACGUGUUCAACCCCAACUCCAAAGCUAUUACAAGCCGGCAGCGCCACAUUGUCCUCGUCACUCUUGGGAGCUUGCUUGUCCUUUCCUGUCUAUUCUUCUCCAUCGGCAUCUUCCAUUCGGACCCCCCACAGACAUAUCCACCAGGUUGGGAGUACAGCAUGACCGUCUUGCACAUUGUCGCUUUCAAGCUCACCGACACGGCCAACCUCCCGGCCUUGUCGGAGGGCAUGCUGGCCCUCAAGCACCAGUGCGUGCGCGACGGCAAGCCGUACAUCCGCUCGGCCGUCGGCGGCAAGCAGACGAACAAGGAGGGACACGACGGCGGCAUGCAGGUCGUGUACCUCGUCGAGUUUGAGAACCAAGCCGACGCAGACUACUACACCGACCACGACCCGGCACACAUUGCCUUCAAGAACACGCUCGGCGGCCUGGGCUUUGCGGGUGUCACGGUGCUCGAUUUCACCCCGGGCGAGUUCUAA